Mesorhabditis belari is the source of this 687-nucleotide messenger RNA. The record is from the annotation of a GenBank genome assembly. NCBI's taxonomy places the organism in Eukaryota, Metazoa, Nematoda, Chromadorea, Rhabditida, Rhabditidae.
AUGUGUCGAGAUGGCCGCUUCACGAUUCCCACAGCUUUAUUGAUCUCCUCAGCGAUCAUUUGCUUCUUCUCAUCAAUUCUAUUGACCUAUGCCGUCUUUUCAGCCUCUUUUCGAACAUUCGAUGAUGAACGCUUUCGACACUCGUUUGGAUUGAUUCGCUACUGUAAAGUACCCAUUCAUUCGUCUCAAAUUCCUGUGCAGUGUUUCUCGCGAGAAAUCCGUCAAAAAGGGAUCGAACCGCCGAGCAAUCAUCUACUUAUAGCUCAAAGUGAGCUGAUCGUUUUGAUCGUCUUGGUUCUGGCAAUGCAUUUUGGUCUCCUCUCAUCCGUCGCCUCACUCUUAGCCCUUUGCUCGAAAAUGUGCGCAAAAUUAAGUCGUAUUCUACUGAUGCUCUCUGGCUCUUUCACUUUCCUCGGCGCCAUUUUAUUCUCCCAUUUCUCGCACUCAUCACCACUAAACUCGGCCUCAUUUCUAAACGAUCAAGUUCAGUACAAAUUUGGAAUGGCUUUUGGCUGGUGUCUUGUUGCUGGAUCGGGCUUCUCCCUUGCACUCAUUCUAUCCAUUGUAUCGACGUUGAUUGAUGAUGAGGUGGAUCUCCUUGAAACGACUCCCCUCCGACGCGCAUCCACCAUCAAGACUCUUAAAGUCACUGAAAAUCCAGCUUUUAUUAACUCUUUUGCUUUCUUU